Molecule: messenger RNA, 3572 nt
Organism: Rhododendron vialii
Lineage: Eukaryota; Viridiplantae; Streptophyta; Magnoliopsida; Ericales; Ericaceae
Product: probable LRR receptor-like serine/threonine-protein kinase At3g47570
Exons: 4
Coding region: 113-3217 (1034 amino acids)
Biological process (GO): protein phosphorylation
Molecular function (GO): protein kinase activity; ATP binding; receptor serine/threonine kinase binding
Source: RefSeq, a predicted model, not a curated record
UUCACUCAAACUGAAAACACCCAAAAAGAGAGUUGCACAAAUGAGAAGUCUGGAAUCGAGUUUGGAAAUGAUCAGCAAAACAUUCUGUAGUUCUUGAGAGUUCAAAGCAGACAUGAAGAUGAGUCUAGCAACCAGAUCUCUCUCGAUUGAUCUCAUAGCCUUAAUUCUCUCCCUCAUCCCAUUCCUUCAAAUCAAAGCCCUUGCCCUUGACACAACAAUAUCAUCCUUUAGUCUUUCCAGCACUAUUAAUGUUGCUGGCAACGAGACUGAUUUCCAUGCAUUAUUGGCCUUCAAGUCGAAUAUUUCCCCCGAAUAUCAAGAUGCCUUGAGCUCAUGGAAUGAAUCUCUCCAUUUUUGCCACUGGCAAGGUGUCAAAUGCGGUCGCCGACACGAACGAGUCACCUUUAUAGACCUCACAUCCAGAGGUCUAGCGGGUCCUUUGUCUCCGUACAUCGGAAACCUUAGUUUUCUUUGGGAGCUUAGUCUCGGAAACAACACUUUUACAGGUGCAAUUCCAAUUGAACUCGGUAAUCUUUUCAGGUUGCAAAAAUUGAAUCUUGGCAUUAACGGUUUUGAAGGGAAAAUUCCACCAAGCCUAUCUCGUUGCUCCAAUCUCAGGUACCUUAAUGUACGUGAAAAUAAGCUAGUUGGAGAGUUGCCAAAAGAACUUGCUUUUUCAUUGCCGAGACUCAUAUCUCUCUACAUUCGUGAGAAUAAUUUGACCGGAGGGAUUCCUCCGUGGAUUGGAAAUCUUACUUCUCUGGAAGACUUUAAUGCUGCUGGCAAUCCUCUUGAAGGAAGUCUUCCAGAUGCUUUGGGUCAAUUGAAAAAUUUAAGAGCACUUUGGUUGGGUUCCAGUCAAAUUUCAGGUACCAUCUCUCCUUCCUUAUACAACCUAUCGUUGCUGGAGUCGUUAUCUGUGGCUUAUAAUCGACUUCAGGGUAGUCUUCCACCGACAUUCGGUUUCAUGUUCUCUCACCUUCAGAUCCUUCAGCUAAAUCGCAACCAAUUUAAUGGUCCACUUCCACUUUCAAUAUCCAACUCCUCGAAGUUGUUACAACUCAUUUUGGGUUUUAAUAAUUUCAAUGGAAAAGUAACAAAUGAUUUCGGAAGCCUAAAAAACCUCAGUGCAAUAACUCUGGAUAUGAACAAUUUUGAAGCUAAGGGAUCUGAUGGACUAGCCUUUCUUAGUUCUUUAACCAACUGUAGCAAUUUGAGAGUGAUAAGUAUGGGGGAAUGCCAAUUUGGAGGGGUAUUACCGAACUAUGUGGGUAAUCUGUCACUCUCUCUCUUUUGGUUGGUACUAGGUGGAAAUAAAUUGCAUGGAUCUAUUCCAUCAACAAUAGGAAACCUUGUGAAUCUGCAACACUUAGGUCUAUAUGAUAACCUAUUCACCGGUCCAAUUCCCGAUAGCAUAGGUUAUCUCCGUAAGUUGCAAAGGUUGGUAUGUAGAACCAACACUAUCUCUGGUAAAAUUCCAGACUCUAUUGGAAAUUUGUCAUUUCUGAAUGAACUUUACUUGGGGGAAAACAGACUAGUGGGAGCCAUACCGACGAGUCUUGGAGACUGUCGUAAUUUGUUAAUGAUUGCACUUAAUGAAAAUUACCUUAAUGGGAGCAUUCCAAGACAACUUUUGAUGGUCUCUUCUCUAUCAAUUGCGUUGGAUCUCUCUCGCAACCGUUUGAUUGGAUCCCUGCCACCUGAGGUUGGAUACCUAAAAAAUUUAGUAGAAAUCGAUAUCUCUGAGAAUGGUUUGUUUGGUGAAAUUCCUAGGACUCUUGGAAGCUGUAGCAGCCUUGAAAACUUGUAUUUGCAGCAAAACUUGUUUCAAGGAUCUAUUCCUUCAUCAAUGGAAUCUUUGAAAGGUAUUCAAAAUUUGGACCUUUCUCACAACAACUUAUCCGGCCAAAUUCCAAGAUUCUUAGGGACUUUUUCCUUGAAGAAUCUCAAUUUGUCCUUCAACAAUUUCGAAGGAGAGUUACCAAUGAGAGGUGUCUUCACAAAUGCAAGUGCCAUAUCUGUUGCCGGAAACUAUAGGCUUUGUGGUGGCAUUUCUGAACUACAACUACCUCGGUGCACCACAAAAAAAUCAAGAAAUAGGAAGUUUCUUUCGUCGACGUUGGGAAUCACGGUAGCUUCAAUACUCGUUGGUGUAAUCAUAGUGUCGUCUUUCAUCAUAUGUUUGUUCAAGAAGAAAAGAAAGAAAAAACCUACAGUUUCAUUGUUGAAAAAUCCAUUCUUGAAAGUCUCUUAUGGAGAACUUCUUAACGCAACUGAAGGUUUCUCUUCGACGAAUCUGCUUGGUUUUGGUAGUUUCGGUCGUGUGUAUAAAGGUGUUAUUGAACAAAAUGGGGAGUUGGUUGUUGCAGUCAAAGUACUUGACCUUCAAACUCGUGGCGCUACCAAGAGUUUCAUGGCAGAGUGUGAAGCCUUAAGGAAUAUUCGACACCGAAAUCUAGUUUCAAUCAUAACUGCUUGUUCUAGCAUGGAUUUUCAAGGGAAUGAGUUUAAAGCUCUAGUUUACGAGUUUAUGCCGAAUGGAAGUCUAGAUAAUUGGUUGCAUCCUAUUCCGGAAGCAAAUAAUGGGGAACGUGAGUUAGUGGGACUCGAUCUUGUACAAAGAGUAGACAUUGCCAUAGAUGUGGCUUGUGCACUCGAUUAUCUUCAUCACCAAUGCGAAAUGCCAAUUAUUCACCGCGAUCUAAAGCCGAGUAAUAUCCUUCUUGAUGGAGACAUGGUUGCCCAUGUUGGAGAUUUUGGUCUAGCUAGAUUUCGUGUAGAGCUCACCACUCCAAGUGCUAGUAGUUCAAGUGCAAUAAAGGGAACCAUUGGAUAUGCAGCUCCAGAGUAUGGUCUCGGAAGCAAGAUGUCAACUAGUGGAGAUGUUUAUAGUUAUGGUAUCUUGUUGUUGGAGAUGAUAACAAGGAAGAGACCUACUGACAAACUGCUUGAGGCAGACCUUAAUCUUCAUAACUUUGCAAGGAUUGCCUUGUCUCAACGUGUGAUGGAGAUUGUAGACCCUAUGCUCUUAACCGAGGAGACAGAUAGCAACAAAAUGAUGAAAAAUUUGAUCUCCCUCAUCAAGAUAGGACUAGCAUGCUCUGCAGAGUCCCCAAAAGACCGAAUGAACUUAAAUAUUGCACUCCAUGAGCUUCAUUUGGUCAAGAACAAUAUUUUGAAGGUCCGAGCAUCGGCGACUAGUAGCUCGCACGUUUGACAAGUUUGCUCGGCACGCUAGUCUCGGUUCAAGUGCCAGUCAGUAAUUCGCAUGCAUUCGUAUGCUUGGGUGUGAAGGAUAUUUUUUUUGGAAGCUAACCGUUUUAGUUACUUAACCAUCUAAGUAAUUGACUUUCUUUGAAUUUAAGAUGGGUCUGUAACCAAGUAUUCUUGAAUCCCCUUUUUCUAAAAUAUUUGUAAUAUUCUAAACAGAUUUGUACUCGUACAUAAGUUUAUUCCGUGGCUGGUGUGCCAAGGUUGUAAUUCCUUAAAUCUUGGGGGUUGGUAUGUAAACUUAAACAGGUGGAAACUCUUUUGGGUAUUUAUUUAUGAUAUGCGAGAAAUCUUUAUCGAAA